Molecule: messenger RNA, 1680 nt
Organism: Lathyrus oleraceus (garden pea)
Lineage: Eukaryota; Viridiplantae; Streptophyta; Magnoliopsida; Fabales; Fabaceae
Exons: 3
Coding region: 1-1680 (559 amino acids)
Biological process (GO): proteolysis
Molecular function (GO): aspartic-type endopeptidase activity
Source: RefSeq, a predicted model, not a curated record
AUGGGUCCCAAUGUGAAGGACAAUCCAAUGCCAAGUCAUGGUCCUUCAUCAGUGAACAAUAUAGAAGUUUGUCUCAAUGAACAACGUGUUACGAAGAUAGAGGAGAUUCGGCGGUCUGUGGUUGAAAUUCAUUCUGUUUUAUGUGCUCAUGGUCUAUUCCAACAUGACCACCAGAUCUGUGGUACAUGUUCAGUCAAUUCAAGAGGUUGUAGGAAGAUUCAAGAUGAUUUGCAAGGCGUCCUUGAUCAGGGUUUGAUUCAGAUUUCUAGACAAGUGAGUUCUCCAGAAUCACAAGAACAAGAGGUGAAUGUCAUCAUUCCUUGCUUCAACAUUCUAGAGAAAGUAGAGAUAGCUUAUCAUCCGAGGGAGCCAGUGGUGAUUUGCCCUCCGGGCCCAAUGCCUUACACUUCAGAUAAAGCGGUCCCCUACCGCUAUGCAGCAACUAUUAUUGAGAACGGUAAAGAGGUCGAGAUUAAAACCUUAGCCUCAGUUACCAAUAUCACAGCAAAUAGCCGAAUGACGCGCAGUGGCCGCGUGUUCGCUCCGCCGGUUAUCCCAAGUAGAAAUGUUGAGAAAGAUCCAGUAGUCGUGGUACCAGUGACAAGAGAAGCAGAAGGGCAAACAAGCAAUUCAACCCUUGACAAAGAAACAGAUGAACUACUCAGAAUUAUCAAGCUCACUGUCCACAGAGAAGCACUACUGAAGGUGCUUGAUCAAGCCUUUGUAGAACAGGAUAUAACAGCAGAGCAGUUCAACAAUGUUGUAGGCAGCAUCACUUCGUGCAAUGGCUUAGGCUUUUGUGAUGAAGAACUGCCAGAAGAAGGAAAGAAUCACAACUUCGCUCUCCAUAUCUCAGCCAAUUGUCAAGGGGAUUCUUUGUCUAAUAUCCUAAUUGACACCGGUUCAUCUCUGAAUGUCAUGCCCAAGUCUACCUUGUUGAAGCUAAAGUACAAAGGGGGGCAAAUGCGGUACAAUGGAAUUAUUGUGAAAGCGUUCGAUGGAUCAAGAAAAACAAUCAUUGGAGAAGUUUAUUUGCCUAUUGGUAUUGGACCACACGUAUUCCAGAUCACUUUCCAGGUUAUGGACAUAGUGCUAGCUUAUAGCUGUCUGCUCGGACGCCCAUGGAUUCAUGAGGCGGGUGCCAUUACAUCCACGUUACACCAAAAGUUAAAGUUUGUCAAGAAUGGGCAAAUAGUAACGGUUAAUGGGGAGCAGGCUAUGCUGAUUAGCCACCUUUCAUCGUUUAGUGUGAUAGAAGUAGACGAGACGGCUGUUCAAACUCCAUUUCAGGCCCUGACCAUCGAUGAUUACAAGAAAAGUGAAGGUUCAAUCGCGUCAUUCAAAGACGCCCAGCAGAUUGUCAAGACAGGUCCUACAGAAAUGUGGGGCAAGGUGAUAGAGUUGCCAGAAAAUGUUAACCAUGCAGGAUUAGGCUUUGUUGAUGGAAAACAAGUGCAGACUUCAGUGGUGCGACCUUUCAAAGAUAUCUUUCACAGCGGUGGGUUUAUCAACAUGGUAGCAGUUGAGGAGGAUACUUUUGAGGGAAAGACAGAAGACGAAGGCCCCAGAUUUGUGACACCAGGAGUAAAAGGUAGGAUAUUGGGAAUCUUUCAUCUUUUCCAAAAUCAAGAACUAGGAGAAAAGAUAAGAAAUGAGAAAGAAGGAAUGGAGAAGACAUAG